Daucus carota subsp. sativus is the source of this 1190-nucleotide messenger RNA. RefSeq names its product gamma carbonic anhydrase 1, mitochondrial. NCBI's taxonomy places the organism in Eukaryota, Viridiplantae, Streptophyta, Magnoliopsida, Apiales, Apiaceae. The transcript has 5 exons. The coding region runs from base 137 to 958 and encodes 273 amino acids. The record is from RefSeq and is a predicted model, not a curated record.
UUUUAAUCGAAACCGGCCGGAAAUUAGAAACCCUGGCUCAAAGCUCAAACCUCAAAAGUGAAGAAAAUAGUCCAUCUAUACACACACAAACACAGUGAGUAGCUCAAGCUCUUGAUUUUUGCGGUGUUUUAGGAAGAUGGGCACUUUGGGAAAGGCAAUAUACACAGUGGGCUUUUGGGUUCGUGAGACUGGCCAAGCUCUUGAUCGUCUUGGCUCUCGUCUUCAAGGCAACUACUAUUUUCAAGAACAAUUGUCGAGGCAUCGGACUGUGAUGAAUGUGUUUGAUAAAGUUCCUGUGGUGCAUAAAGAGGCUUUUGUUGCUCCUAGUGCUUCUCUUAUGGGGGCGGUUCGUGUGGGACAAGGAUCGGCUAUUUGGUAUGGGUGUAUUCUGAGAGGUGAUGUGAACAGCAUUUCUGUUGGCUCUGGGACUAAUAUUCUGGACAACUCCCUGCUGCAUGUGGCCAAAUCUAAUUUAGCUGGGAAGGUACUUCCAGUUAAAAUCGGUGAUAACGUCACUGUUGGUCACAGUGCUGUUCUGCAUGGAUGCACUGUCGAGGAUGAGUCAUUUGUAGGUACAGGGGCCACAUUGCUUGAUGGUGUAGUUGUAGAGAAAAAUGCAAUGGUCGCUCCAGGAGCACUUGUCAGGCAGAACACAAGAAUUCCUAGUGGAGAGGUAUGGGGAGGUAAUCCUGCAAAGUUUCUUAGGAAGCUCAACGAUGAAGAAAGGAGCUUCUUCUCUGAGUCUACAACGGAUAAUGCUAGCCUUGCACAAGGUCAUGCUGUUGAAAAUGCAAAACCCUUUGAUAAGGUUGAGUUUGAGAAGGUGCUCCGGAAGAAGUUUGCUGCUAAAGUCGAGGACUAUGAUUCUUUAUUGGGUGCUGUUCAGGAAACUUCUCCAGAGGCUGUUCUUCCAAAAAACGGCCUACCAGAUGAGGCAGCAAAGUCCGCUAAUAAAUGAGAUAAUCUCAACCCAGCCUUUGCUCUCUUACACACUUGAGGAUUUGAUGUGAAGGAACAUACUCGAUUUUUUGGGAUACUCUUAUAAAACUAUGAAGCUAGCUGUAGGAUGGAAUCACAGUACUUAAUCUCCGACUGUUGUACUGGCCAUCAGAUUCCUUGUAUCUUGAUUAAAGCUGCUCUGAAAUUGUGAAUGCAUGUUUUACAGAAUGAGCAUGGUUGUGUUCGUAUCA